Lachnellula hyalina is the source of this 687-nucleotide messenger RNA. RefSeq lists its product as uncharacterized. Lineage: Eukaryota; Fungi; Ascomycota; Leotiomycetes; Helotiales; Lachnaceae. The coding region runs from base 1 to 687 and encodes 228 amino acids. The record is from RefSeq and is a predicted model, not a curated record. The transcript has 2 exons.
AUGAACUAUCCAUCUGACAAGGAACUUCUGGAUGCUGCCAAGAAGCUGAGGCCCAGUUACCAACACCUUGGGCGCCUCAAACUACUUUCUCUUUUAAAAGAAAUCCAUUCUUGGACGUUGAGCGAGCAACGCUCAAAGAAGUGCCUGGACAAAAACAGCUUCAAUGCAAAACCCGAGUCGGAAGACCUUCCACGGGACGAGAAGUUCAACGGCAUUGUCAGAUAUGCAUUCAUCGACUUCAAAAAACGGAAGAGAGACGUUCUGCUCGCUUUGUCAAGAACCCAGGCCAAAGUCACCAAUGGCUACACGUCCGAUUCGAUGUACGUGGCUCGUGAUAUGCGUCACCACGUGGAAGUUUUGCUGGCCUUGAAAGAGUUAAAACCCUGCACCCUCUUCACACCCCACAUCCCAAGACAUCUACACCGACAUGAUCGAAGCGUGCCUGAAGCCGGUAAUCAAAAAGUACAAGCUCGUGCAAUAUGGCUCCAAUCUUCAGCAGAUUACUCAUCCGAUGCCGACGAUUGCAAGCUGUUCUUGACGCCGAAUAAAGGGAGAGCGGAUGAGAAUCGUAUUCGGAAGGCUUUGGGAUACCCGCUAGAUCGGGUUGUUGGGAUUACUGUUGGGUCCACCUCGAGCCUAUCGUCUUUCCGUGCACUUGAUGAAACCGAGAUGCAUGAUAUGAAAUGA